CAAAUGAACCCUAAACAGAGCCUUGCUUAUUAUUUCAAUGACCAAAUCUGUUCUUUAUGGACUUCCCUUUAUAUUGUGUUUACUGGGCCUAGAGAUCUUCUAUAUGUCUUCUUCUAUGCGUAUCCCAGAAGCCACAGGGACAGCAUUCGAUUCUCUACUGAAAGUUGUAAGAAGAGAAGGAGAUAAAAAGAUGCCGAUGAAUACGUUGGAAGCAACAGUAUCAACAUUUGAUGGGGUUUUUGAGAAAUUUACAAGUGAAUCUCCAAAACACAAAGCCAAUUUCAUCGUCUUCUUGGCUGACAAAGACCCAUCCACCAAUCUUAGCUGGUGCCCUGAUUGUGUGAGAGCUGAGCCCGUCAUAUACAAGAAGUUAGAAUCAUCACCAGACGAUGUGGCGCUGCUGAAGGCUUAUGUAGGAGAUAGACCUACAUGGAGGAAUCCCCAGCACCCGUGGAGAAUUGACUCGAUAUUUAAGCUCAAAGGAGUACCAACAUUAGUCCGCUGGGAAAAUGGUGCAAUAAAGGGUCGUCUGGAAGAUCACGAAGCACAUCUUGAGCACAAAAUUGAUGCCCUUCUAUCUGGGAAGUAAAUCUUGUGUUUCAAAUCAGGUGGCAAGACUAAUGUGUUUUCAGAAAUAAUCUUUUCUGGAAGACGAUUCCCAGAAAAUAAUCUUAUGUGGACUAUUUGUUUUCAGGUUGCAUGUAUAAAACAGUGAAUUUAAAAUUUCACUGCAUCGAGAGAAUUUUUUAUUAUUCUUUUCUUAUAUAAUUUUGGUUUAAGGAUGAUUUUGCCUUUUCACGUGAACUUGGGGGGUAAGUUUGUUAGUUACAUCAUAUAUUAAUUGAAAUCAGUAUCCUUAAUUUC
Messenger RNA from Olea europaea var. sylvestris, 864 nucleotides. RefSeq names its product thioredoxin-like protein Clot. Gene Ontology annotation, cellular component: cytosol. The transcript has 2 exons. NCBI's taxonomy places the organism in Eukaryota, Viridiplantae, Streptophyta, Magnoliopsida, Lamiales, Oleaceae. The coding region runs from base 38 to 589 and encodes 183 amino acids. The record is from RefSeq and is a predicted model, not a curated record. Gene Ontology annotation, molecular function: protein-disulfide reductase [NAD(P)H] activity.